Messenger RNA from Spea bombifrons (plains spadefoot toad), 1082 nucleotides. RefSeq names its product mRNA decay activator protein ZFP36-like. The transcript has 2 exons. NCBI's taxonomy places the organism in Eukaryota, Metazoa, Chordata, Amphibia, Anura, Pelobatidae. The coding region runs from base 42 to 980 and encodes 312 amino acids. Gene Ontology annotation, molecular function: mRNA binding; metal ion binding. The record is from RefSeq and is a predicted model, not a curated record.
GCAGAGGAUCACAGGGAGAGCCGAGCAGCUGUCUGAUCAGCAUGUCCUCCAUGGUGGAUAUCCAAACCUUGUACAAGAACCUGCGCAACCUCAGUCUCUCAGAAGAGUUUGAACCUCCCAUAGAGAGGAGCUUUCAGAGCCCCCAGCGGAGACAUUCCUUUGCCCCUGACUUCCAUGAAGAGCCAUGUUGGACAGCACGUGAUUCAUUGUCCCUAGAAACAUCUCGAACACCCUUCAGACCCGACCGAUCCAUCAGCCUGAUUGAAGGGUCACGUUCUGCUCUUCCUCCUCCUCCUGGGUUCCCUCCAUUGAAGACUGCGCUGCCUCCGCUUCCUGCUCCCUCCUCUCGCUAUAAAACUGAGCUAUGCCGCACCUUCUCGGAAACGGGCACCUGCAAAUAUGGCUCCAAGUGCCAGUUUGCCCAUGGCUCCAUGGAACUGCGAGAGCCGAACCGUCAUCCUAAAUACAAGACGGAGUUGUGCCACAAAUUCUAUCUGUAUGGAGAGUGUCCGUAUGGUUCCCGCUGCAACUUCAUUCAUCAUCCCUCUGAACAUGGAGCACCUCAGCAGGUCCUGCGUCAGAGUUUCAGCUACAGUGGGGUCCCAGCUAGGAGGCGCUCGCCGACACCUCCAGGAUUCCCGGAUCCAGCCUCUUUCUCAAGGGCGCCCUCUGUGUCCCCCCCUCCUUCCGAGCUGUUCUUCUCCCCGGCUCCACCAGAGACCAGAAGCCACGUCUCCUCUCUGAAAUCAUCAGAUUCCUGCUCCCGUUGUUGUUCGUGUCGCUGUUCCCGAGCUGGGAAUGUUACCCAGGAUCCCUUUUCUGACUAUAUGCUCCUUCGCUCGCCCUCCUCCACCUCGCUGCCGGAAACAGAAUGCUACAGUAGUGGGUCCGAGUCUCCGGUGUUUGAGAUCUCAGGCCAACUGCCACCUCCAUCCAACAAAAGAUUGCCCAUAUUCAACCGGCUAUCGGUGUCUGAUUGACGAGACCGUAUACCGUGCCACGCGAUGCAGAACUCCAUGCACGGCUCCUGCCAAACCUUUGGAGCCUUGUGCAUCCUCUGUGCCUGUAACUAGAGCGGCUGG